Messenger RNA from Nicotiana attenuata, 1595 nucleotides. Its product is annotated as WD repeat-containing protein 89 homolog. The transcript is spliced from 8 exons. Bases 139 to 1317 code for a protein of 392 amino acids. Gene Ontology annotation, molecular function: protein binding. The record is from RefSeq and is a predicted model, not a curated record. NCBI's taxonomy places the organism in Eukaryota, Viridiplantae, Streptophyta, Magnoliopsida, Solanales, Solanaceae.
CAGUCCAACCCUAAAAUCUAAAUCUAAAUUAAGAAGAAACAAAAAGUCCAACCCUAAACCCUUGUGUCCGAGCCGGAGUUUUGCUUCUCACUGUUUUCCUCCCCGAGAGAAGAGAGAUUAGUAGGAGCAACAAAGAAAAUGGAUGGCGCAGAAGAGAUGGAGAUAGAACAACAACCGCUCCCUCUUCCUAUUCCCAACACUUCUUCUAAGCGUUUUGGUAUCAAAAACUCUAUUCAGACUAACUUCGGCGACGAUUACGUUUUCCAAAUCGUUCCCAAAAAUGACUGGACAUCAAUGGCGGUAUCACUCUCAACUAAUGCAAUUAAAUUGUACUCAGCCGCAACAGGCCAGUACAUUGGGGAAUGUAAUGGUCAUUCCUCCACCAUUAAUCAAAUUGCCUUUUCAGGUCCUUCGUCGCCACAUGUACUACACUCUUGCUCUUCCGAUGGUACUCUCAGAGCUUGGGAUACCAGGUCUUUUCAGCAGGUGUUUUCAGUAAGUGGUGGCCCUUCUCAAGAGAUAUUUAGUUUCUCCUUCGGUGGAGCCAAUCACAAUCUGCUUGCUGCUGGCUGUAAUCCUCAGCUACUCUUCUGGGAUUGGAGGACCAAGCGCCAGGUUGCCUGCUUGGAGGAUUCUCAUACCGAAGAUGUUACGCAGGUGCACUUCAUUCCAGGCUAUGAUGAUAGUCUCAUUUCCGCAUCUGUUGAUGGAUUGAUAUGUCUAUUUGAUACUGGUGGAGAUAUCAACGAUGAUGAUCACUUGGUAUCAGUACUCAAUGUGGGAACCUCUGUUGGAAAAGUGGGAUUUCUUGGGGAGAAGAAUCAGAAGCUUUGGUGUUUAACGCAUAUUGAAACUUUAAGAUUUCUUUUUCUGUGCAGUUUCUGGGACUGGAAAGAUGAAAGAAUUGAAGCCAGUUUUGAGGAUGCUAGAGCUUUAGCCUCUAAGAGCUGGAUCACAGACCAUGUUGAUUAUUUUGUUGAUUGCCACUAUUCAGCGGAGGAAGACCGUUUCUGGGUGAUUGGCGGGACGAAUGGUGGUUCCUUGGCCUAUUUCCCUGUAAAUUAUAAAGAAACGCGAGCCAUUGGUCCUCCAGAAGCAGUUUUGAGCGGUGGACAUGAAGGCAUUAUUAGGAGUGUCUUGUCUGGCGUGCCAGGUGAGACCAUGGAUAACCACGGUAUUUUUGGAUGGACAGGUGGUGAAGAUGGCCGCCUAUGUUGCUGGCUGUCGGAUGGUUCUGAUAAUAGCCAAUCAUGGAUCUCUACUCUUGCUCUGAAAUCGGAGAAGACCCGCAGAAAGAGCAGACAUUCUCCGUAUUAGCAAUUUUCCUUUGGAUGGAAGAUUAUGUUGUAUAUUAGUUUUUAAUAUUAUGUCUCAUAAUUAUAUCAAUGUUGUCGUAAUUCACCGGUCAGGCUUGCUUCAUUUUGCAAUAUGCCAUCUUUCUUGGUUUGUUCCUUUUUUUUCUUUUUUUAAAUUAUUUUGGAAAGGCGCUUGAGCUCGAUAAGAUUGUGAGGGCGCACAAGAGCAAGUGUAAUACAUCUUUGGAUUAUCCUGAUGGAAACCAGUAGUUGUCCCAUUACUGAAUUUUUGAUUGUUCA